Sitophilus oryzae (rice weevil) is the source of this 953-nucleotide messenger RNA. It is a transcript of the gene mRpL4, whose product is annotated as 39S ribosomal protein L4, mitochondrial. The record is from RefSeq and is a predicted model, not a curated record. NCBI's taxonomy places the organism in Eukaryota, Metazoa, Arthropoda, Insecta, Coleoptera, Curculionidae. Gene Ontology annotation, cellular component: ribosome. The coding region runs from base 83 to 919 and encodes 278 amino acids. The transcript is spliced from 2 exons. Gene Ontology annotation, molecular function: structural constituent of ribosome. Gene Ontology annotation, biological process: translation.
GAAGAUCUGAUUUUAUAACCGUAACCCCAAAAAAUCCCUUUCUUUGCUUUUAAUAUUUAUAAAAAAAUUCAUAAUCAUUACUAUGUUAAGAAGUGUUUCAUCUAAGUUAAACACUUUUACAUUGAAACGAUAUUCAACUGGUAAAACAUUAGUAAGCAAUGAAAUACAGGCUAUUGUAGAACCUCGAAAAUUAGAUUUUCCUUCAAAAUAUCAAACACCCAGGCAGGUAUGGCUGGAGAGUUUAGACACUAUCGACGAAAGAAAGUUAGGAUUAUUAGAACUACAUCCCGAAAUAUUUGCCACCAAUCCUAGAAUCGAUAUUAUUCAUCAAAAUAUAACUUGGCAAAAGCUUUAUAGGUACGUCAGCUAUGCUCACACAAAAUCGAGAUUCGAAGUGCGAGGUGGCGGCAAGAAGCCCUGGCAACAAAAAGGCCUGGGACGAGCUCGGCACGGAUCCAUUAGAUCGCCGCUAUUUAAAGGAGGCGGCGUUAUUCACGGUCCCAAAUCUCCUACGCCACAUUUUUACAUGCUCCCUUUUUAUUCAAGAGUAAAGGGAUUAACGUCGGCAUUAUCUGUUAAAUUAGCUCAGGACGAUUUACAUGUAGUUGACAGCUUAGAGAUACCGACAGAAGAAAGCAGUUAUUUGGAAGAAUUAGUGAAAAGCCGGCUGUGGGGUCCAUCUGUAUUAUUUGUUGAUAGCACUGACGUAAUGCCAAGAAACAUUACAGCAGCAACAGACUUGGUUAGACAUUUCAAUCUCAUGCCAGUGUAUGGUCUAAAUGUUUAUUCAAUGUUGAAGCAUGAUACGCUAGUACUUACCCGAUCGGCUGUUGACAUCAUCGAAGAAAAAAUAUUAUACCACUUAAACCGGAAUGAUACGAGGAAUGUUUUAGCCAAGUAUAAAGUAGAUCAAGUGUAAAUAUAGGUAAAAUAAAAAUAUUUGUUAUCCUCUA